Messenger RNA from Ceratina calcarata, 1172 nucleotides. RefSeq names its product protein phosphatase 19C (gene Pp4-19C). Bases 225 to 1148 code for a protein of 307 amino acids. Gene Ontology annotation, molecular function: protein serine/threonine phosphatase activity. The transcript has 6 exons. NCBI's taxonomy places the organism in Eukaryota, Metazoa, Arthropoda, Insecta, Hymenoptera, Apidae. The record is from RefSeq and is a predicted model, not a curated record.
AGUUACAUUCAGUUACAUUGUAAUGUUCGAUAUUUAUUGAAAUGAGUUUUUUGAAUGUUUAUCAUCGUUUGUCAUACAUUUUAAUACAUAUGAGUUUUAGAUAAAUAGUUUUAAUAUAUUAAGGUAACGGAUUUUAGUCACACGUGCACCACAAUAGAUGCGUUUCGUUUAUUAAGCGGUGCAAGCUUCGCUUUCCGUAGACGAUCAGGUUGUUACUUCCUAAGAUGGCUGAUUCGAGUGAUUUGGAUCGGCAAAUAGAACAGCUAAAGAAAUGUGAGAUUAUCAAAGAAGCUGAAGUUAAAGCUCUUUGUGCAAAAGCACGUGAAAUUCUUAUUGAAGAAAGUAACGUGCAAAGAGUUGACUCACCGGUUACUGUGUGUGGAGAUAUUCAUGGACAAUUCUAUGACUUAAAAGAACUGUUUAAAGUUGGCGGAGAUGUUCCAGAAACAAAUUACCUGUUCAUGGGAGAUUUUGUUGAUAGAGGAUUUUAUAGUGUUGAAACAUUCCUUCUUCUCUUGGCAUUAAAAGUUCGUUACCCUGAUAGGAUUACAUUAAUAAGAGGAAAUCAUGAAUCCAGACAAAUUACACAAGUUUAUGGUUUUUACGACGAAUGCCUUCGAAAAUAUGGCAGUAUUACAGUUUGGCGAUAUUGUACGGAAAUAUUCGAUUAUUUGUCCCUUUCUGCUAUAAUCGAUGGGAAAAUAUUUUGUGUUCAUGGUGGAUUGUCUCCAAGCAUUCAAACACUUGAUCAAAUAAGAACGAUAGAUAGAAAACAAGAAGUACCACACGAUGGCCCAAUGUGUGAUUUACUUUGGUCGGAUCCUGAAGAUACUCAAGGUUGGGGAGUUUCGCCACGCGGAGCAGGCUACCUUUUUGGAAGCGAUGUCGUAGCACAGUUCAAUUCUGCAAAUGAUAUUGACAUGAUAUGUAGAGCGCAUCAAUUAGUUAUGGAAGGAUAUAAAUGGCAUUUUAACGAGACUGUUUUGACUGUUUGGUCAGCACCUAAUUAUUGCUAUAGAUGUGGCAACGUUGCUGCAAUAUUAGAAUUAAACGAACAUCUUCAACGGGAAUUCACAAUAUUUGAAGCAGCACCACAAGAAAGUCGAGGAAUACCUAGCAAAAAGCCUCAGGCUGAUUACUUUUUAUAAAAUAAAUUUAAUUAAAAACGACUG